Molecule: messenger RNA, 2994 nt
Organism: Ectocarpus siliculosus
Lineage: Eukaryota; Phaeophyceae; Ectocarpales; Ectocarpaceae
Source: the annotation of a GenBank genome assembly
AUGAGUGUAGAGGAGCGUGGUUGGGACGGAGAAGCGCGUCAAUAUGUUCCUCGUUGGCGCGUCGGGGGUCUUGGGCUGCUCGGCGGAGGCGAUUGCGAUGAAGAGGGGAAGGACGAGAGGAAACAGGGCGUGCGCCGAACGACGACCCUACCUUCGCUUCCCGGAGGGUGGCAGGAGUGGCAAGACGGGAAGGGGAGCACGACAUGGCACGACCCCCGAUCAGCAGCGCCGGCACCCGCAACCACCCGCCCGGAACGACCCGAGGAAGGCCUGGAAAGUUGUAGGCGGAUCCUCCAGACCUCUCUUUCGAGCCUUGUGCCCUCGAUUGGCUCCAGCACCAGCUUCCACGAGUUCUACGAGCGCUGCGACAGCGAUUCAUCUUGUGGGUCGGGGACAGAGCGAAUGUUCAAGUCGGUGAUGGACGAAGCCCUAGGGGCGCAAACGUGGCAAGCACUACCCCAACCUGCCGUGCACGACGCGCUGGAGAGGACAACCGAGCUUUCGCAAUCGGUGCUAGAAUUGUUUUCGUGGGAAGAGGAACGACCCGGGGAAGGCCUGGAAAACUAUCGGCGGAUCCUCCAGACCUCUCUUUCGAGCCUUGUUUCCUCGAUUAGCUCUAGGACGAGCUUCCACGAGUUCUACGAGCGCUGCGGCAGUGAUUCAUCUUUUGGGCAGGAGUCGGAGCGACUACUCAAGUCUGCCGUACACGAAGCCUUGGAGCUGCACACGUCGCAAUCACCGCCUAAAACCACCAUGCACGAAGCUCUGGAGAGCACACGCAAUUUUACGCCUUCUUGGCGAGAAUUUAUUUCGGUCGCCAACAAGGAGAUGGAAGAGGCGAAGAGGGACAGAGAUGCAAAGGUCGCCCACCAGAUUCAGGGGGGCCGGACCGCCAAGGAAACGGAGCUCCUGAGACCGCAUGUCCAACUCGACACGGCAACCGCAGUCCGACAAAUACUUUCGACAGAGCGCCACCCCUCUGUUCAUGUGCCAAACCUCGUCCAGUUGGUUCAGCACGAAGACAACCCCGCUCUGCAGUUUGAAUCGGUCAAGGUUUUGGCCACGAUUUCUAGAAGCCAACCGAACGUGGUCGUCAACAAUGGUGCCAUUCCGGUCCUCCUACGGCUGUUCGCGAAUGCCAACGACAACAUUCGAGAGGAGGCGGUGCGGGCGCUAGGGUACAUCGCAGAAGACUCCCCCAGGUCCCGCGACCUGGUUCUCCACCAAGGCUCGUUGGAUCCCCUGCUCCAGCUUUUGAUGGACCGACCUAAGCUGACGAUUCUUCGCAACGCUACCUGGAUGCUGUCGAACUUGUGCCGCGGGAAGCCGCCACCCAGGUUCGAGCAAGUCCGCCCGGCGCUGCCCGCUUUGGCGCGGCUGCUACACUCCGUCGACGAAGAGGUGCUGAGGAACACGUGCACGGCCCUACGCCGGGUUUGCAUCUCGCGAUGGAACAAUAACAGCACUCAACCCUCGAAGCAUCUAAGAGUCCAGGCCGUGAUCGAAGCCGGAGUUUGCCAGCGGCUAGUGAGGUUGAUCAGCCACGACUCUCCCACCACCGUCAAGAUAAAAUCUUUGCGCGCCAUCUCAACAAUCGCUUCGAGCAGCGACCGGCACAAGCAGGAGUUGGUCAACUCCAACGUGUUACCGAGGCUACGUGACUUACUCAGUUCGUCUCAUCAGAUGCUCCGCGAGAAGACUUGCCAAGUCAUUUGCAGGAUCACGACGGGCAGUAAGGAGCAGACCCAAGCAGUGAUUGAGGCCGGCAUCAUCCUCGCCGUCAUUCACAUCUUGCCAAGCACACGGAACUUGUUGGUCGGAUCGCACAUCCAGACAAUGUUCUCUCGGGCCAUCGUGGUGGGUAGGCCUGAGGAGAUGAUGGAAUGGAUUCCGCCUCUGGUAGACCUUCUGGGCAUUGGUAACUUCCAAAACAUCCCCCUGGCGCUUUGGGUCUUCAAGCAAAUCGCCAAGGUGGUUCCUGACUCCCAUGGAUGGCAACGGCUCCAACAUCUGCUCAGUUCGUCGGAUACUGAAGUCUGCGAGAAGGCUUGCCGAGUCAUUCACAGGAUAACGAGUGGCAACAAGGAGCAGGCUCGGGCCGCGAUCGAGGCCGGGAUCAUACCUGUCCUCAUCCAGCUCCUUCCCAAUGCGAAUCCGUACAUUCGAUCGGACGCUGCAUCAGCUAUCUCGAACAUCACCGAGUUAGGCGAGCCGGAGGAAGUCAGGAGGUGGAUCCCGCUCCUGUUGGGCCUUUUGGAGGACUGCAAUAUCCAAUCCGUCGUCGGGGUAUCCAAGAUUCUUGACCAUAUCCUCCAGGUGGAUCCUGACUCCGAUGCAUGGCGGCGGCUGCUUGAUCUGCUCAGCUCCUCGGAUGCUGAAGUUCGCGAGAAGACUUGCCGAGUCAUCCACAAGAUCACGGAGGGCAACAAGGAGCAGACUCGGGCCAUUAUCGAUGCCGGCGUCGUACCUGUCCUCAUCCAGCUCCUUCCCAAUGUGAAAUACUACAUUCGAUGGGUGCUACCCUUGGUGGUCGACCCCCCACAGGACGCUGCGUCAGUUAUCUUGAGUGCCACCGAGGAAGGCAAGCCGGAGGAAGUCAGGGGAUGGAUCCCGCCCCUGGUGAGCCUCUUGGAGAACGACAACAUGACUUUCAUCCUGAACGUGCUCGAGAUCCUUGAGAAAGUCCUCGAGCGCGGCGACACGGAGGCAAAGGCGCAAGGGCAGGAGACAAAUCAGACGGCCACGUGCGUGGUGGAAUGCGGGGGAUGGGAGCGCGUUGCUGAAUGCUUCCACUUGAACUUCAACUUGUUUGACGACCAUGCCAGGGGUAAAGUCAGAGCAAAGGUUCGAAGAAGAUUGGCGAGAGUAUUUCUGCAACCUAAUCUCACCGGGUUCUCACCACGGGCGGCAAUCUGGAUCAGUUGCGUUGAAUGGCCAACAGUUCAGGGGGUUUGGUCUGUGACGGCGCGAGUAGUGUGGACCCAGAUUGGCUGA